AUGGAAGCAAGUCUUUAUAAGUGGUUUUUAAAUCAACGCGAAAAAAAGUGUACAUUAACUGGGCCAAUACUAAAGGAGAAAGCCAAACAAAUAUUCAAAGUGGAAUAUCCCGAUAAAGAUGAAAAUGAAACCGGAUUAUUUUACCGUUGUUUACCUGACAAAACAUACGUCUCUCUUUUCGAGAAAACCGCCCCCGGGUAUAAAAUCCAGAAGGAACGAAUUUCAGUGUUACUUGGUGUAAAUGCUGAUGGAUCACAUAAAUUAAUGCCAUUAGUAAUUGGAAAAGCAAAAAAACCAAGAAGUUUCCAAGGAUUCAAUAAUCCACUCCAUUACAACUUUUCAAAAAAUGCUUGGAUGACAUCUCGGAUUUUUCAUGAUUGGUUUCACAAGAUAUUUAUUCAUGAGGUGAUUCGUUUCUCUCAGGAAAAUAAUUUGCCUCCGAAGGCAAUUUUGCUAAUUGACAACUGCUCUGCUCAUGCACCAAUUGAGAAACUUCAAAGCGACGAUGGAAAUAUAAUUGCAUUUUUCUUUCCACCAAAUGUAACAGCAACUUUACAACCAAUGGAUCAGAAUCCUAUUAAGUUAACCAAGCUAAACUACAGAAGUAUGGUUCUUUCUCAAUUAAUUGCUGAAGGAGGUGACCUCAAGGUUCGCUUGAAAUCCUUUUCAAUUCGAAAUGCAAUCAUGCUAUUAAAGCAAGCUUGGUAUGAUGUUCCAGAAAGAGUAAUAAAAAAGUCCUGGUCAAAGUUGAACAACUGGGACUCUGAUCAGUAUGAAAGUGAUGACGAUGAUGUGCCACUAGCACAGCUACUGCAAAAAGAUCAAGACUGCAAUGGAGCUCUUCAGGCAGCUCAAGCACUUUUAACAGAAAUAGAGCCAACUAAUAACAUUAGCAUACCAGAAAUUGAAAUAUGGAACAAUGAUGUGCUUGAUGACGACCCUGCACAUGAUCUCAAUAGCGAUGAUGAGUCUUCAGGUAGCAGCGAAUUUGAUGACCGGGAGGUCUUACCAGUUGUCUCUACUUCUACAGCCAUUGAAAGCGUCAAUAAUUUAAUAAAAUGGUGUACUUAUAGUGAAUCGUUUUCCGCAAAGCACACAAGCAAUCUGCUAGCUCUUCGCAAUGAGAUUGUUAUUGCAGAAACAAAUAAAAGGAAGAAGCAAACAGCAAUAACAGACUACAUGCCUGCAAAUUAG
Molecule: messenger RNA, 1194 nt
Organism: Rhagoletis zephyria (snowberry fruit fly)
Lineage: Eukaryota; Metazoa; Arthropoda; Insecta; Diptera; Tephritidae
Product: jerky protein homolog-like
Cellular component (GO): nucleus
Molecular function (GO): DNA binding
Source: RefSeq, a predicted model, not a curated record